Messenger RNA from Mercenaria mercenaria, 10279 nucleotides. Its product is annotated as signal transducer and activator of transcription 5B-like. Bases 168 to 2591 code for a protein of 807 amino acids. Gene Ontology annotation, biological process: regulation of cell population proliferation; regulation of transcription by RNA polymerase II; defense response. Gene Ontology annotation, molecular function: RNA polymerase II cis-regulatory region sequence-specific DNA binding; DNA-binding transcription factor activity, RNA polymerase II-specific. The transcript has 21 exons. The record is from RefSeq and is a predicted model, not a curated record. Lineage: Eukaryota; Metazoa; Mollusca; Bivalvia; Venerida; Veneridae.
CCUACUUCCAGGAACCUAACUAAACAGAAAAUUAUCGGAAAAGUAAGUUUGGAUUUCCAACUCUCCGAAGAAUACAUGGUGGACUGAAUAAUUUAAUUAGAUCUUAUAGCAGGUUUCUAUAUUGAUAAUACAAGCUUGAGCCUGUUGAAGAGAAUAUUUGUUCAACCAUGGCACUCUGGGCAAAAGUCCAGCAGCUGCCACAGGAAGCACUGAGUCAAGUACAAAGUGCCUACAGCAAUUAUUUUCCUUUGGAAGUGAGACAUUACUUUGCAUCAUGGAUUGAAGAGCAGCCUUGGAAAGAUAUAGAUGACACUAACCCCCACCAUGAACAGUAUGCCAACCAGCUAUUUGCACAGAUUAUGGAAUUGAUAGAGGCUAAGGCCAAUGACAGUACCUUAGAGUUUCUGGUCAGAUUGAACUUCCAGAAUGUUGCUAAGCAAUUUAAGGAUGUGUACAGUAACCAGCCGAUGAACCUUGUUCGUAUUGUUCGCAACUGUUUGGUGAAUGAAGAGGACUUGGUCAGAACUGCAGAAUCUAUGUCACCCCUUAGUAUGACGUCAAUGCAAGCAACGCUUGAUGAUAAGACAAAACAAGAAAUAAAAUGUUGCAUGGAUCUCCUCGAUAAAAGAACAAAUGAAACAGAUCAGGAUUUGCGUCACAUGCAGCUCGUUCAGGAGAAAUUUGUGAUAGAUUAUCAAAACCAAGCAAAAAUUUCAGCAAACCUUACACAUGUACAGCAGCAGCCGCCAAGUGCAAGCCGUGCUGAAAUGGAGACUAAAUUGAAACAGGAGAAGGAAGAAAUGGAUCGACAGCUCCUUUCUUCAGCUCAACAGAUUCUUCAACAAAGACUGGCAUUAGCAAGUAAACAUAAAGACACAUUGACAACAUUAGAAACAUUAGCGAAGCAAGUUGUUGAUGAUGAAUUAAUUGCAUGGAAACAGAAGCAGAAACUGGCUCUCAACGGUGCAUCAUUUGAUGCUACUAUGAUUGAUGUUCUUCAGAAAUGGUGCGAGUCAUUAGCAGACCUUAUCUGGCGUAACAGAAUGCAAAUUAUCAAAGUAGAUUUGCUGCGACAACAGUUGCCAAUUGAUGUUCCCCAAAAUGUAACUGAUCUUCAACCGGACCUUAACCGUUUAGUAACUGGUCUUCUCUCAAACCUUGUCACUAGUACAUUUAUAGUAGAACAACAGCCACCACAAGUGUUGAAGAAAGAUUCUAGAUUUACAGCCACAGUGAGAUUAUUGGUUGGUGGGAAACUGAAUUUGCAGUUAACUCCCCCAAGAGUUAAAGCUACGAUAAUCAGUGAACAGCAAGCAAGAAGUUUGCUUCAAAAUGAGGAUGGUAGAAGACAUCAGAAAUGUGGAGAUAUUUUGAACAAUGAAGGCCCAAUGGACUACCAUCAGCAUUCAGGGCAGCUCAGUAUCACAUUUAGAAAUAUGUCAUUAAAGAAUAUCAAACGUGCGGAUAGAAGAGGGGCAGAGGUACAUACAGUAGCAGAGGAGAAAUUUUGUAUCUUUUUCUCUUCCGAUUUCAAUGUUGGUGGUAACGAGCUAAAGUUUCAGGUCUGGACGCUGUCAUUGCCGGUGGUGGUCACAGUUCACGGGAACCAGGAGUGCCAGGCAACAGCAACAUACCUCUGGGAUAAUCAGUUUUCAGAACCAGGUAGAACACCUUUCCAAGUGCCAGACAAAGUGCCAUGGUCAGAUUUGGCCAAAAUGUUGUCGACUAAAUUCUGUGCCAUGACAGGACGAGGACUUAGUGAUAGCAAUCUCAAAUAUCUCGGCAAUAAAUUGUUUGGAACAAGUGGUACAGUGGACUUCAGUAGUGCUGUUGUUACAUGGGCUCAGUUUAACAAGGAGAACUUGCCAGGAAGAAAUUUUACGUUUUGGGAAUGGUUCUGGUCAGUAGGCAAGCUGGUGAAGGAACACUUGAAGGGUCCAUGGACUGAUGGGCACAUAAUAGGCUUCAUGGAUAAAACCGAGUCUAAUGAUCUCUUGCUGUCUCAGCCUAACGGGACAUUUUUGUUACGGUUCAGUGACGGUACAGUAGGAGGGAUUACCAUAGCCUGGGUAGCCGAUCAGCCAGACAAACCGGGUGAGAGACAGGUAUGGAAUUUGGCACCCUUUACCAUCAAAGAUUUUGCAAUACGUGGUUUAGCAGAUCGUAUCAAGGAUUUGACUUCCCUCGUGACACUGCAUCCAGACAUUCCAAAAGACACAGCCUUUCAGAGAUACUAUUCUCCACCUACGUCGGAUACCACACCUAGUCUGGUGCAGGGAGGUUAUGUAAAAACUACACUCAUCAAUAUAAUUGACGGACAAGUGCCUACACAGCCAUCAGGAGUGGUAGAUUUUAACAACCCGCAGACACCACAGGCAUAUGCAGGACCUGCUUCUCCCCCUUCAUACCCGAAUCAGACAGUGACUGCUCGAGGAGAUGCAACGAUGAUGGACUCCGUAAUUGAAGGGGGAGAAGUAGAUUUUGUCGGAGUGGCUUCUCCGGAGUAUGCAAAUGAAGACAUUGACCUGAACAGGAUCAAUGAGUGGCUGUCCACACAGGGAAACUUUCAGAAUGACGCUAUGAACACAUGAAAAACAAAAUCAUCAUCACAUGCUUUCUGUUAAACUGAGAACAAAAUGAGUGGUCAGAGUGAAAGUGUUUUAUAUGCAUGUAGAUAAACAAGCACAUAGAACAGUUUUGGUCUUGCUUCUUGAAAUAUAGACAAGCAUACCUCCAGAAUGCACAAAAUGAUAGAGAAGUUUUUAUAAAGACUGAAUACAAACAACAUUUUGUCUGUUAAGUCUCAAAACUCGUACUUCAGUUUUUCAGUUGAUGUCUAAAUGUAUGAUACAAAGCGGCACUAAAUACAUGUACUUUUACUUCUUCCUCAGAUUUAUACUGCAUUACUAACGCUGAAAGCAGCAAAGCUGCAUUUUUUUUUACAAAAUUUACGCAUGUUUUUAUCAAUAAUUGCUGUGUAGAACUUGCCGAAUCACUGUGUUUAUACUUUCUAUUUUCAUUUCUUACCAAAGCAACAUUUGUUUUCUUAUUUUAAAAGAAAAGUAUUACUGUACUAGUAAUCUGGAGUUAUGCCUGUCUUAUGAUGGAUAGAAAUUGAAGACAUGUGACUGUUCAGGAUGUCCCUCUUUUGAGGAUUGUAGAUACCUGUAAAUAUUGAGAGAUAACAAGAUUGCUUAUAGACCUGGUGAUUUAAAAGCUAUUUUUAUAUCCUGAAUGCUUUUUAACCAAUCACUUCACCAUCAGAAGUUAUCAUUUAUGAAUGAACUGUGUGUUUAGUUGUUUUUACUGUAAACUGACAGUAAAUAGACUAUUUGUUGCAGCAUAAUUUAGAAUUGUUAACAAGCUUGUAACAGAUACAUAUCAAAGUUAAACCAACUCCUUUGUUUUAUGUUUCUUGGGGACCAAAUUUUAGUCCUGUCGCCUUUAAUAAAUUCCUUGUCUGUUGUAUUGGUCCGCAGCCUAGGACCUUUGGUCAGUAUAUAAUGUGAAAAUAUAUUUUUGGCAAAUUUCAUCAGAUGAUUGCAUGUGCGACCCGAUAUUUUAGGCCAUGUAGUUCAAACAUCAAGGCCACAAAGUCCUUGAUUGAAAAUGACUUGUGAUCAAUAACUUUGGAGGAUCAUUACCUAUGGUCAGUAGACGAUCUCGAUUGUCUUGAAACCAUUGCAUCAAAGGUCAAGGCCACAGUAUACUUGAUACUAAAAUUUACUUGCACAGAUCAUAUUUGGGGCAUAUGUGUUUACAAACAGCUCUUGUGUGCAAGUUUUAUAUUUUUGAGUAUUCACCCAAAAAUAAAGUUUGCAAAUUUGCAUUUUUUUUUGCUCAUACUGGUGACAAUAGGGUAACAUCUAGUGCCUAAGCCAAAAAUUGAGAUUUUUUAGUCAGAAUUCUCAAGAAUGGGACUGUCGGGCUUCUGUCUAAAGCUUUAAAUUUGUAAAUGCAGCAUGUUUCAAUACUUGCAUACCAGAAUGCUUAUGAAGACGUUGAAAUGCAUUCUUUACUGCUAAAGCUAGAGCUUUCUUGAAGAUCUUUAAAUGAUGUUAAGAUUUAAUGAUGUUAAGAUUUAAAUUUGUGUAGUUUGUGAUAAAUGUACAAACACUUUUCUGCACAUGCUGAAUUUUUGUUGUCUCAAACUGACCAGUUCAUUGGUUGAGAUUCUAAGUUCAACAUUAUUAUUAGUGACUUUAGGUGUUUUAAUUUUUUAUUGUUAAGUAAAAAUAUUAUGAAAUACUGUAUUAACUGUCAUAAUUUUUUUAUUUCAUUGUUCUUCCUUAAGUAUUCUUCCUUAGGUUUUGUACCAUUCAUCAUGACUAUUGGCUGAUAAUAUAUAUCCACCUCAAAAGUUAUCACAAGUUAGGAUUUUAGUCAGCUGAAUGCAACUUUAGCUUACUGCCGAAGGUAACUGAAAAACUGUUGAAAGAUGGUGUUUCAAGAACACAACAAUAUUGAAAAAUGAGUUAAUGUUAGGGUUGUUGGAUAUAUAGCUGGUCAAUUACAUAUACUUCCAUAUUGUAUAAAAAUGUAUCUUAGGUAUAAAUUGAGGGGUGUUGAUGCAGUUAUAAAUUUCAAAUAUUGUACAUUUACACUUUACAGUCGUAUUGUGCUAAUUUCUUGAUUUUCUAAACAUUGUUGGAAGUACCAGUUAUUUUUAUAAAAUCUCAAAAACCAUUUGGUGUGUGUGGUGGGGGUGGGAGUUAAUACACAGAAUAUUUGUCUGUAUCAGUGUAAGAUUGAAAUACCUUUGAGUGAACAUUAGAUGCAAUAUUUUCACGAGUGGCACAUCUUUGAGGGAAAAUUUUGAUUUGGGGUUAAGUACAAAGUAUUUUGAUUUUAGUGUAAGACAAACAAUUUUGUUCUUAUUUCAUGUCUUAAUUGUUUUUAUACCCCCACCUUGUUUGGGGGGGGGGGCUAUACAGGAGUCAGUUUUGUCCUGUCCUGUCACAUCGCGUCCCGAAAUCUAUUAUCUCAGUUACUACUAAAUCGAUUUGACUCAAACUUAAAAUAGAUGUAUCACCUUAUCACCCACAUCAUGUGACACAAGGUGCAUAACUCUGACACCAACUUUUCAUGAAUUAUGUCCCCUUUUACCUAGAAUUUAAGGUUAAUUUUGAUGCAUUUUCACUAUAUCUCAAUUAUUACUAAAUGGAUUUGAUUCAAACUUAAAAUAGAUGUUCCACCUUAUCACCCACAUCAUGUGACACAAGGUGCAUAACUCUGACACCAACUUUUCAUGAAUUAUGCCCCCUUUUACUUAGAAUUUAAGGUAAAUUUUUAUGCAUUUUCACUAUAUCUCGGUUAUUACUAAAUGGAUUUGAGUCAAACUUAAAAUAAAUGUUCCACCUUAUCACCCACAUCAUGUGACACAAGGUGCAUAACUCAUUCAUUUUUAGUGUAUCUCUUAUAUUAGAGAUUUUUAUAUUUACCUCAUCCCUCAUCCUGGGCACAUAUUCUAGUAUUACUUAUAUGUGACGAGGAAGCCCAGGAUGAAAUACUCCAAAGACGAGCAAAAUUUUUUUUUAAGUAUUAAGGUUUUUCUGACGUUUUGUUUUAUAUUAUUCUAAUUGUUUUUAAAAUUUCUUAUGGUUGAUGGUUGUCAGUCUUUGACAAGACUGUAUGGUGGGGGUAUAAGUCACUCCUGUGACAGUUUUAGUUUUCUUACCAAAUUAUACCAGUUUUGCACAUGCAGCAUCACUUGCCAUGUGUAAAAUCAUGUCGUCCUAAUGUUAAUAUUGGAAAAAGGGUAAAUAGGUCUGAGGUCAAGGUCUCAGUAACCUUCAGACUGAAAAUGGUUUCUGCUCAAUAACUAAAGAACGCUUUGGCAUACUGUCAUCAAACAUCAUAGAAUAAUUGCCUAGGGUCAAUAGAUUGGAGAUAGGUUAGUGGUCAAGAUGGUAAUGACAUUGGGACUGAAAACGGUUUCUGCUCAAUAACUAAAGGAAGCUAUGUCAUACAGUUUGUCAUCUUCAUUGGAUGAUUGCCUGUGGUCAGUAGAUGAUUCAAAUUUUUUGGGAUCAGUAGGUCAAUGGUCUAAGUGACAAUGACCUCGAGACUGAAACUUGUUUCAGCUAAAAUUCCAGAGAUGGGUUUGAUUGUCAGUCUUUAUAGGAUGGUUACCCGUAGUCAGUAGAUGACCCAUAUUGUAUUUGAGGUCAUUCGGUCAAAGGUCAAGGUCACAGUAUACUAAAUUACAUAUCUACUUUCCAGUCCUAGGCCAUCAUGGGAAACAUAUUUGUUUUCAUAUUGUUCUUGUUCACAAAAGAAAAGCAUCUUCAGGUGCUUUUGAAAUGAAAAAAAUGCCACUUUCUAUACACGAGUUUAUAGACUGGAUACCAUUUUUAGGUGUUUUGUUUUCAAUGCAUAAAGUACAUUUUUUCAAGGGUUUAAAUGGAAUGGAUUCAGUACUAUCCUUCUUCCUGUAACCAGUAACAGUUUAAAAUGCUCAUAAUGCCUGUCGUAUCUUCUUAAGAUUCUGAAAACAUGGUUAAUAUUCCUUGAGCACUGUUUUACUUACUUCUUACUAUGAAAUAGUUUUAUUUCUUGAUUUUGUGUAAAAUGAUUAUUUUGUGGGGAUAUGAAUCAGUUAAUUUCAACAUUCGAACAAAAUAAAUUUAGAAUUUUAAAUUUUACCAGUUUGUUUGGAUUAAUUUUUGCAGAUUGACUCAACCACAAAAUCCAUGAAAAUUGCCCCCCCCCCCCCCCCCUCCCCCUAAAAAAAAUUAUUAAAAAAUUAAUGAUUUUACAGUAUCACCAGUAAAAUAAAAUACAGAUAAAUUCACUCGUAAAUAGACUCUCACUUUUAUAAGGAUCAAAGGCAAUCAUAAUCUUGUGAUUUCUCAUAUCUCUUCCUAAUUGUGAUAACAUGUAGGUUUUAACUAUUGCUCUAUUUUUUAUCAGUCUAUAUUUAGGAUCCUCAAUUUUGUAUAAAAUCUUGCAUACAGGUAUAUUGUUUUUAAAUGAAGAUAGACUGGCUUAUCGGUCUAUAUUUUGGAUCUUUGAUUUUGUAUAAAAUCCUGUCUAUAUUGUAUUAAAAGAAGAUAGAGUUUCUUAUCUGAUGAGUCAAUAUCUAGGACGUUGAUUUUGUAAAAUGUCCUGUGUACAUUAUAUUUAAAUGAAGAUAUUUGAAAAUUUCACCCCGGUGAUGAAAUACAAGUUUUAAAGGUGACUCUUGCACAGUAUUUUAGUACAGUCUCUAGUCAUCAUGUAGUCAAAGCAGACUUAAAAAGCUUGUUUUUAUGCUAAAAAAAAUAUUUUUUUACAAUAUAGGGUGUAGUUAUGUAAUAACAUUGGAUACAAACUGUUUCUCUUACAUGAAAACUAUAUUUUAGAGGGGCUUAAUGCCAGUACACAUUAUAGUUUCAGAUAUUUUGAAACACGGCCAAAUUAAGCAUGUAGUCUGCGUACUUGUAAUGAAUACUUUUGGGUCUGAUACUACUUUUUAUGACCACUGGUUAAAAGUUAGCUACAAACACCUUUUUAUCCAGGUCUUUCAAUACUUUCUUGCUAAAUUUGUUUUGGUUUCUUGGUAACUUAAAUGUAAAGCUAGAUAUUUAUGUCAAAUUUAGACCUUUUAAUCAUUGUUGCUUUUCUGUUUCAUUUUUUCACCCGAGUGCAAAAAGUGAUUAUCUGCAUUGACAUUAAGAAGGACUUACUCACUUUUUGCAUUGAAGUAAGCAGUCCAUUAUAUGUUUUACAUUGAAUAAACAUAUUCAGCCGAUUCAUGACAGCAGACUGUACAAACCUUUAGCCUGCUGGCAGCAAGUGAUUCUGCCUUUGCGACCACUGCACUGUUCGCUAUUCAGUCAGUAAAUUUUCAGUGAACACCCCUUUGAAUAAUAAGUGGUACUCCCCAAACUGAAUGAUGGAUCAGUCCAUUUAAGAAAUUUAGCAGGCUAAGGGUUAAGAAGUGGACUUAUAAUGAAAACAGUUAUUUUUAGUUCAAAUAUGUGUCCUUUAUAUGCAGUUUUGGCAUUCACCUGUUGUUAUAAAAAUGUAGUUUUCUGUUUUAUUGGAAAGAUGCUAAAACGCAUUCAAGACUACAUAAUUGCACGGAAAUUGCGGAUGGUCAGUUCAAGACCACUCCCUUAAAUCUAGCCCUAUUCACCUUCUCGGCAAAGUAAAGUGAGCUGUAAAAAAAGAAUAUUUCAUCUUACUGCAACAGUAUUAAGAGUAGCUCAUUGUUUGGUCAUUAAAUAUGUGGGCUUAUGUUCUCCGUGACAAUUUACCAAAAAGAAGGUGUUCUCAAGUUGACAACCUCCAUAUCUAAGUUAUGCAGAGAAAUUGUUAGUUACUUGCAGAGAACAAGUAGGUGCUUGAACAGACUAACUUAAGAUUAAAGCUUCUAUUACAAAAGAAGAAAAUAAUAUAAAAAAAUCUGUCUCUGCAAAUUAGUUGGCAUCAGACUUGCAAGAGCCAGUUUUCGGACAGGGUUUAGGGUUAUUUUCAUGAAGGCCUGUUCUUAUUUGAGCCGCGCCAUGAGAAAAUCAACAUAAUGGGUUUGCGACCAGCAUGGAUCCAGACCAGCCUGCGCAUCCGCGCAGUCUGGCCAGGAUCCAUGCUGUUCGCUAAUGGUUUCUCUAAUUGUAGUAGGCUUUAAAAGCGAACAGCAUGGAUCCUGACCAGACUGCGCGGAUGCGCAGGCUGGUCUGGAUCCAUGCUGGUUGCAAACCCACUAUGUUGGUUUUCUCAUGGCACGGCUCAUUAAUUGUGUCAUUAAGACCAUUAUUUGUUAGCAAGCUUGAUUAAUAUGUGACAGUCUUUCUAAAUGAAGUCAAAUGCUGCUGUGCCUGUAUCCUUACUGGAACUUGUUCAUGUAUCAAAGAAUUCUUCUGUAAAUUGAAUUGUAAAAUUUUGCUUAUGGUGUAAAGGUUUUGCUCAAAAUGUUACCCAGAAACAUGUUCUAUGCACCAGUCAGUUAAAUAUUGUUUAGAAUGUUAACAUGUAUUUUUAUAAAGGUUUCUUCAUAUAUGUCUUCCUUGUAUUUUUGUAUAGUGCCAAGUUCUCUCAUUAGCUUUAUAAUACAAGCAUUGUUAACCUUUAGCCUGCUGGUGGCAAUGAUUCUGCCUUUGCGACCAGUGCAGACCAAGAUCAGCCUGCACAUCCGUGCAGUCUGAUCAUGGUCUGCACUGUUCGCUAUUUCAGUCAGUGAAUUUUCAGUGAACACCCCUUCAAAUAAUAAAUUGUAUUGCCCAAAUUGAAUGAUGGACCAGUCCAUUGUAGAAAUAUAGCAGGCUAAAGGUUAAGGCAGACGUAUACUUCCAGACGCAGCUUUGCGUCCCUCUAAAAUGCUCAUCUGACAUGACUGUGUGCUUGUGCCUAAUUUGGUAACAUCAGUCAAAACUGCAAAGGGAUGAAAUAACACAGUUAACUAGGGUUUGAGUGAUCCAACCAGAGAAAGUAUAAGGAAAAUGGCCAGGAACCAUACAAGUCAGCCCUGGGGCUUGAGCCAUCAUUUCUCAAGCAAACUGCGUUUCACAGUAUUCCGAACGCAAUGAUCUAUUCUAAUUGACUGCAGGGGAGGUAAUUAAACAAAGACCCUUAACGAAAGUAGUGUAUUGUACAUUUCAAUAUUUUAGUUAUUACACCUGUUUUGCAAUAGAAAAGCAAUAAUUUGUAAUUUUUCCUUUGUUUUAACUUUUAUAAAAUUAGCAGACUGAUAUUCCGGAUGCCAAAUCAUAAUUUAGAAUUUUUGAUGUUAUCCAAAUAACUUCAUUCUCAAACUAUUAAUAGCCAAAGUGUGUCUGUAUUUUAGGUCAUAUAGCUAAUGUGAAUGCAUAUUAUUUGAUAGCUGAUAAAAUCUGUACAACAAGAAACAAGGCCUUGAAGGUUUCAGUACACCAUAAAGGCGACUCUUCCAGAAGACUGUUAGUAAUGACUGUGGGGACCUGAAAAGACUAUAUUGGUUUAUUAAACUCUUGAACUUCAGUUAACCUCUACAGUCUUAUAGUGUCAUUUAAGUAGUUUUAUUAGGUGGAUCAACCUUUAUAUAAACAAUGCAUUAUUAUAAAACUGUUUUGAAAAAUACCCCCUUUUUUUUUAGACUCCUAGUUUUACUUUAACCCAUUUUGUCCGUCUACAUAUAAUAAGGGACAUAAAGCCAAUCUUGUCCAUUUUUGUUGUUUCUGAAUUUUGAGACUGAAAGGCAUAAUUGCUCUAAUAAUUUGUUUUUUUUUUCUCAUUUCACAUCAGACAUUUUUGUAUUCAUAUGCAUUCCAUUGAGUGAUUGAGAUUUGACUGGCCAUAAUCAAUAAAGAUCUUAAUGUGU